Molecule: messenger RNA, 430 nt
Organism: Trichoderma citrinoviride
Lineage: Eukaryota; Fungi; Ascomycota; Sordariomycetes; Hypocreales; Hypocreaceae
Product: APG12-domain-containing protein
Exons: 4
Coding region: 1-429 (142 amino acids)
Biological process (GO): C-terminal protein lipidation; autophagosome assembly; autophagy of mitochondrion
Cellular component (GO): Atg12-Atg5-Atg16 complex; cytoplasm; phagophore assembly site membrane
Source: RefSeq, a predicted model, not a curated record
AUGGGACAGGACGAGAUGUCCAUCAACCGCGAGGGCGACGACAGCGGCGCCGCGUCGCCCGAGAUCCCGCUGACGCUGAGCGCCUCGGUGAUGCUGGCGGACCUGCCGCGCGACGCGACGGCGGCGCUGGCCAGCGCGGGCGAGCUGUUCCCGGCGCACAGCAAGGUCGUGGUCAAGUUCAAGGCGGUGGGGUCGGCGCCGGCGCUGCAGCAGGACGUGUGCAAGAUCUCGGCGGGGCGCAAGUUUGAGGAGGUGGUGCGGUACCUGCGGAGGAAGCUGAGGUGCAAGGAGACGGACAGCGUCUUCUUGUAUGUGAACAGUGCGUUUGCGCCGUCGCUGGAUGAGGUUGUUGGGAAUUUACACCAGUGCUUCAAGAAUGCUCAUGAUCAGCUGGUUGUGGCCUAUUCCAUUACUCCGGCGUUUGGAUGAA